Molecule: messenger RNA, 726 nt
Organism: Glarea lozoyensis ATCC 20868
Lineage: Eukaryota; Fungi; Ascomycota; Leotiomycetes; Helotiales; Helotiaceae
Product: PRTase-like protein
Exons: 4
Coding region: 1-726 (241 amino acids)
Source: RefSeq, a predicted model, not a curated record
AUGGCGGAAACACACUUUACGGAACCAACGACCGAGUACUGGCAAGAAAUUGAAGACCACGAUAGACCUAUUCCAGAAGCGCCAUGGAAGUUCAAAUAUCCAGCUCUUCUCCUUGAUGAUAAAUUUCUCUACCUCCCUAUACGUCCACUCCCAUCCAGCACACCAGACUCAGCCCCAAAAGAAGCAGUGGCCUCACUCUCCCUCACACAAUGCUCUUUCGCCGUAUCCGAAACCCUAGCAUCACAGCUCGCUAGCUUGAUAAAGUGGAAAUAUAGCUCUCAUAUCGAUAUUGUGAUUGGACUUCCAACGCUAGGCCUCGGUAUUGCAGCUGCCGUGGCGAAGGAAUUGGGUCACUCAAGAUACAUACCCCUAGGCUACUCCCGAAAAUUCUGGUUCAAAGACGAGCUAUCCACAAACCUCACCUCCAUCACCUCCCCCGACAUGAUCAAAAAAGUCUACCUAGACCCCGCACUUCUCCCUCUCGUCAAAGACCAACGCGUCUUAAUCGUUGACGACGCAAUUAGUUCAGGCCAAACCCUCCUCGCAAUCUGGAAUUUCCUGGAGAGCGAGCAAUUAAAUUGUAGGGUCACUUCUGUUGGCGUAGCCAUGAAACAGGGAUCACGCUGGAAAGAGGUAUUGGGUGAGGAGCGCGCGGAGAAGGUUGUGGGUGUUUUUGAUAGUCCACUUUUGAGGGCUGUGGAGGGAGGUUGGGUUGUUAGGGAGUAG